Molecule: messenger RNA, 762 nt
Organism: Dracunculus medinensis (Guinea worm)
Lineage: Eukaryota; Metazoa; Nematoda; Chromadorea; Rhabditida; Dracunculidae
Source: the annotation of a GenBank genome assembly
UUGUGUGUUCAUGUACUAUUUAAAGCGUGGUGUAUACGGUGUUCGUCAUGUGCCACAGUACUUAAUGGGAAUCGCGCAGAAUUACUCGCUCACUACCAGUCUGACUGGCAUCAGCUUAAUUCAUUGCGGGCUUUUAAUGGUUGCGCUCCAUUGUCAGAGGACAAAAUUGGAGAUAAUCUACAAUUUAGUGAAUUUUAUGAUAUCAGCGAUGCGCCAUUACUUAAGGUCUUAUCAAGUAAGAAAAAUGUGUAUUUUUUGCAUGAAAAACACGUGUAUUCCAUCUAUAGAUGCAUUCUUCAUCCGAAUGAACAAAUAUCUGAUUCCGUGUUUAGAAGACCAUUGGAUUGUGCUAUAAUUAUGUUAACAGCGGGCCAUUUUGCUGGUGCUAUCUUUAAAUGUUCAGAAAUGAUCGAGCAUAAAACAUUCCACCGUUAUGUUGUUAGAGCUAAGCAGGGUGCUCGUCAAAGCAAGGCUGAUUCAAGGCAAAGUUCUGCAAGAAGUGUUGGCGCUCAACUGAGGAGGUCAAAUGAAAAGUUACUAAAAGAAGAAAUUAAAAAAACGGUUACAAAAUGGUCGGAUUUAAUUGACGAAACUCCAUUAAUAUUCAUAAGAUGUGCCGAAUCUGAUAAGUCUUUCUUUACAUCCGAUCAUUCGAACGGCUCUCUUUUUCUAAAGUCUGAUCAACGAAUUCGAACUAUACCUUUUGUUACAUAUCGAGCUGAUCUUCAUGAAGUUCGCAGAAUAUGGCGACAACUCCGUUAG